AUGGUGCCAGCACACUCAACGGUCAACCUAUUGACUGACUGCAUAAUAGCGUCCAACAUCCAAUGCUUCAGACUUACCACAGCUGAUAUACAUCAACCUUUGUCCAUCAUCGUGGACAACACCUACUUCGCUUUCCAGGACCAUAUAUACAAACAGACACCAGGUCUCCCCAUGGGACACAGUCUCUCAGGCCUACUAGCCAUCACUUAUAUGAACCAUCUGGAAUGUCUAACACUCAACAUUUGCCGCUCGUGCGCCUUCUUCACCAGGUACGUAGAUGACAUCCUCAUACUCACAACCUCCCGUGAAGAGGCUGAGAGAAUAUUCACGACAUUCAAUAACAUGUAUAUGAACAUAAAUUUCACUAUAGAACAUCCCGACAUCACUGGAUCACUAUCAUUACUUGACUUCAAAUUGAAUAUAACAGAAGAAGGGGAGAACCACACCAAGUUCUACAGAAAAGCAGCCAGUACAGAUAUGUUUGUCCAAUACAAUUCAGCAUUUCCACUCGGUGCCAAAAUAGGAUAUGCCAGAAAUGAACUUCUACGCAUCUGA
Molecule: messenger RNA, 555 nt
Organism: Octopus bimaculoides (California two-spot octopus)
Lineage: Eukaryota; Metazoa; Mollusca; Cephalopoda; Octopoda; Octopodidae
Biological process (GO): telomere maintenance
Molecular function (GO): telomerase activity; DNA binding
Source: RefSeq, a predicted model, not a curated record